Debaryomyces fabryi is the source of this 1590-nucleotide messenger RNA. Its product is annotated as sugar porter family MFS transporter. Gene Ontology annotation, biological process: carbohydrate transport; transmembrane transport. Gene Ontology annotation, molecular function: carbohydrate:proton symporter activity. NCBI's taxonomy places the organism in Eukaryota, Fungi, Ascomycota, Pichiomycetes, Serinales, Debaryomycetaceae. The record is from RefSeq and is a predicted model, not a curated record. The transcript has a single exon. The coding region runs from base 1 to 1590 and encodes 529 amino acids. Gene Ontology annotation, cellular component: membrane.
AUGGGAGACCAAACAAAGACAGAACAAACAGUAGAAGCUGUAUCCAUCGAUGAGCAAUGGGAACAAGAUGACGAUGCAGUAGCAAGAGGUAUUAUUAAAUACAACGACACUCCAUGGUACAAGGUUCCUCACUUAAGAUAUCUUAAUUUUUGUAUUUUUUUGAUUUCUUUAACAUCAACCAACAAUGGAUAUGAUGGAUCUAUGUUGAACGGGUUGCAGUCAUUAUCAUACUGGCAAACAUAUAUGGGAGAACCAACAGGUCAUGUUUUAGGUGCCUUGUCCAACGGUACUAUUUUUGGUAGUCUUUUGACAAUUUGGGUUGGCCCAUACAUUAGUGAUAAAUUUGGAAGGAGAUUAGGUAUCGUAAUCGGCCAAACUUUAACCAUUGUGGGAGCUAUAUUACAGGGAGCUUCUACCAACUACGCUUUUUUUUUAAUUUCCAGAAUUAUUAUUGGUUUUGGUAGUUGUACUGCUGUGAUUUCAUCACCUUCUUUAAUUUCGGAAAUUGCAUACCCAACGCAUAGACAUGUUGCAACAACAUUCUACAAUACUUGUUGGUACCUUGGAGCGGUUAUUGCCGCAUGGGUCACCUACGGAACAAGACUCAUCGAGAAUGAAUAUUGUUGGAGAAUCCCUUCGUAUCUUCAAGGUGCUUUAGCUGUUGUACAACUUGCAUUAUUCUGGAUGGUUCCAGAAUCUCCAAGAUACUUAAUUAAUAAGGGUAAAAUUGAACAAGCUGAAGCUAUCUUAAUGAAGCACCACGUUGGGAAUGCGCAAGAUGCUGACUCUGUUGCAUUAGUCAAGUUUGAAGUCCAAGAAAUCCGUGCUGCCCUUGAAAUGGAAAAGAUUUCUGCCCACACCCGCUAUACCGAUUUCUUCAAGACAGCUGCCAACCGUAAACGUUUAUUCAUCUGUAUAUUUGUUCCAACAAUUAUGCAACUUUCAGGUAAUGGUUUGGUGUCGUAUUAUUUAAGUAAGGUUUUAAAUUCUAUCGGGAUCACUGGUGAAACCGAACAAUUAGAGAUUAAUGGUGGAUUAAUGGUUUAUAAUAUGGUAACUGCCAUGACUGUUGCGGCUUUUGUUAAUAGAUUUAAAAGAAGAACUUUAUUUUUAACAUCUAUUUCUUUCAUGCUUGUCAGUUAUGUUAUCUGGACUAUAUUGUCUGCUAUCAACCAACAACGUAAUUUUGAACAAAAAUCGCUCGGCAAUGGUGUACUUGCUAUGAUAUUUUUCUACUACUUGGCCUAUAAUAUUGGUGCUAAUGGUUUGCCUUACUUGUAUUUGACCGAAAUUUUACCAUAUAAUCAAAGAGCAAAAGGUAUUAAUAUUAUGCAAAUAACUAAUAAUAUAGUAUUGAUCUACAAUGGGUUUGUCAAUCCAAUUGCUAUGGAUGCUAUUGAAUGGAAAUACUAUAUCGUUUACUGUUGUAUUCUUGCAGUAGAGUUGAUUCUUGUAUUCUUCUUUUUCCCUGAAACAUCAGGAUAUACUUUGGAAGAGGUUUGCAAGGUUUUUGGUGAUGAACCACCUGAAUUGAUUGCCAUCGCCGAACCAAAAUCUAAACUUUCUUUUGAUCAUAUCGAAAAUGUUUAA